Molecule: messenger RNA, 4152 nt
Organism: Choloepus didactylus (southern two-toed sloth)
Lineage: Eukaryota; Metazoa; Chordata; Mammalia; Pilosa; Megalonychidae
Gene: S100PBP
Product: S100P binding protein
Exons: 7
Coding region: 360-1637 (425 amino acids)
Cellular component (GO): nucleus; cytosol
Molecular function (GO): calcium-dependent protein binding
Source: RefSeq, a predicted model, not a curated record
GCAGGGUAGGCGGUGCGGAGGACCCGGUUGGGGCGCCUGCGCCGGGCGGGGGCGAAGCAGAACCCCCUUAGAGGCGGGGCGGUUUCCUGCCAAUCACCGUUUGUUGGCCCUCCCCAUCCCCCAACCUGGCGGUGGCCCGGCUGCUUCCGAGUGGGGGAGGUCGGGGAAGGGGCGAUAAAAUGGCGCAGGGGGUGGAGUGAGGCACAGUCGUUCGCCCAGGCCUCGGCCCGGCUUCCGGAGGAAGGUGGGCGUCAAUCAUUUUGACAAGUCUCCUGAAAAGAACAGCUAACAGGAGCUGAAACCUUUUUCCAUUUGGUCUCGUGGCAAAGGCAGAGAUUGCUGCAGCAGCUCCACACAAGAUGACAUGCUCACUAGUGCCCUCUGAACAGUCUUCUGGUACCUGUCUCUUGCCUAAAAACAAUGCCCCAUUUUCAUGGGGUUCCUUGGAUGAAGAUGAAUUGGAUGACUCCUUGCUGGAGCUUUCUGAAGGAGAAGAAGAUGAUGGCCAUUUCAGUUACACAGAGGAAGAGAUUCAGGAGCUCUUGAAGGAUGAUGACCCAUCAACUGAGCACUUUUCUUGGGGAAGGGAAUUGCUUAAUGAUGACAGUGGACAUGUUGAGAAGGGAGGGAGAGAGAAUCAAAUUCUACUUGAUGCUUCCCAAGAGAAAAAUUCAUUGCAUAACUUGGGACCAGUAGCUGAGACCCCUGGCCUCUUGAGACUACCUCAGCUAAAUACAACAGUUGGUCAAGAGCCAGCUCCUACUAAACCAUUAAAUAGACACUUUGCACUAGAGAAGAAUCUUAUAAAAAUAACUGUUGUUGCACCAUUUAAUCCAACAGUUUAUGAUGCUGUACUUGACAAGGAUAAGACAGAUUCACCCAAAGAUAUCAAAAAACCCUCCUCCCUUGAGGAUGAUAGGAGAGAAGAUGGUCUUAGCCCAAAUGAGAGCAAACUUUGCACUGAAUCUGAAGGGAUCAACCCCACAAACUCUACCUGGGAUGAGCCCUCAUUCCAGUCUUCUUUGAACAAUAACUUGGAACAAACUGUAUGUGAUAAAAAUACGCCUGACAGUAAGAAACCUAUACCUGUAUUCUCUCAGAUAUUGGGCCAUUCAGAGAGUCCUUCUAAGACAGGGUCAUCCUGGAAAAAUGAUGGAUCACAUAAAUCAAGUUGUGAAAUGAGGUUUCCGAUUAUUUCCAGUUCAUCAGACAAACAGGCUGUUCUUGACAAGGAUUCUGGGAAGGUAAAAGUCAAUGAAAGACGACUAGGCAAAGUCAUUCCUGUUCUACAAACCAAAAGAAGGACUAAUGUUCCAACGUUUUCACAGUCAGAUCUAGAACAGCAGAAGCAGAUUUAUCUCAGGAGAGUCAUUGCUCAUAUAAAAGACCCGGUGGACUCUAAUCAAGGUCCCUUGGAGGAGCUAGAUGACUUGGUGAAUCAAGUGCAUCAUAUGCAGAACAAAAAAUGGAAGCAUCCUUCGGACCUCACCAUGCGAAACUACGCCCAGUUCCGACAGAAACCUCUGCAAAGAUACAGUCUGACUCAGUGGGUUGACAGGAACAUGCGAAGCCACCAUCGGUUCCAGCGUCUCCCAGAUUUCCCAUACAGUUCAUUUGUCUCAUCCCAUCAGCAGUGAAAGUCCUCACCCAGGGUCCUGUCCAGAGCAGCAUCUCAUUUUCUUCUGUUGUUUUGUGCUUUGUAGAUUUGGGAUUUUAUUUUUCAUAAGAUUUUUAUUUAAAGAACUUAUCACCAUUUGGAAAUGUCCAUUGCUGAGUUGAAUUUUUUUGUAUGAGUUUCCUCCUGUUUUAUGUGUGUGUGUUUUUAAGCAGUGUUAAGUUGAUAUAGUUUGGUUUUUUAAAAAUUUAAAUUGAAGAUGGCUGCCUUCUAAAAGCCAGCAUUAAGCCAAAACACGUGAUCUCAAGAAAAACAUCCACUCUGUGCAGAGGUAGAGUCUACUUCUAAUCUCCCUGCCCAAAAAUCUUCUUUCUUUCUCCUAUAAGGAAGAGAUUCCUUACUAGGCCACAAAACAGUGUCAAUUAUUGCUGAUGACUUGUGAACUGACAGAAGUCAUUUUUUACACUCCCUCUUUUUAAUUUGGAUCGCUGAAUACCUGUAUUUUAAAGCUGGCAAUCCAGGGCAUUUGAAAUACAAUGGAAUAGGACAAAAUUCCCGUUGAAAGGACAAAUUAAAAGUGUAAACCUACUCUCCUUUCUGUACCUACUAGCUGCCUUUAUUUUGUGGCUUUUUUUCAUUCUUCAUUAAAAUUAUUUUGCACAAUUAUGUUUACAAAUCUAUACAUCUUAACUAUGUCAGAAGACUGCUGACCAACUCUUGUGGUCUGUGGCUGUGUCUCCUGUGCCCUUCUUAAAUUUAGGGUUUUCUUUUUCCCCCCCAGUGAUCACCCCACUCUUUCAGCAGUAUUUCUAUAUCCUGUUAGAUACUAAUAUACUUCAUCAGAACAGCCAGCCUCUCUGCUCUCUUUACUGAAGAGCUGACCACCCAGAAUCUUGACUCUAGGACAGGCCAGAAUGUCAGUGCCAAAGAGCUGUCUGUUGGUCUUCAAUUGUUGCUGCACUUCAAAUCAGGAAGUUUUUCUGUGGGAGGGGCACUCAUUUGUCUCCAUUCUUAAUUAACAAGAGGUGCCUUUAGACCCUGGACAGUACCAUCUCCCCAUUUGGUCACGCCUCUGAUGCCCAGUUUCACAUAACUGCUAAAGUCAGUCUAAUAGAGAUACGAUUAAACCUGUAUGCAAAAAUAGUAGCUGAUAUUAAGGUUUGAUAUUCUAACUGAAGUUGACAGCCAUCUUAAUGAAUGUCUUAAUGUGCAAUCUUAAUGGAUGUCUUAAGAGCUCGCUAUUCUCUCUUUACAGACAGCUCUAGACUCCUUUUGGGGAGAUUUUGCAGUCCAGCACUUGUGCUAUUGUUCACUCUCUGUGAAGGUUUGUAUAAAGUUGCUGUAACUCAGCCUGUGAUAUUGGGCUAACGGCCUCUGCCUGGUUGUGUUGUUGCAUCGGCCCCAUCUUUGUAUGUAAGUAAUUCAUCUUAAACGUCUACCCAACUUCAGAAGCCGACUUGGGAAAAGCUUGGUUAUUCAUGCCACCAGUAAAAUUUGGAUGAAUGUUCCUAAGCCCUUACUGUUUUUAUCAAUCAGAUUCUUGUUUCCUGGGACACUUGGUUUAGAUUCUGGGGCCGAAAUGCAAAGAAGAAGUUCCAUUCCCAGGCAAGAGUCAAAAUCCAUUAUUUCAAUUGGCAUUUAUUACAGCAGUCACUUUUCCACACUGCCCUAAAUUAGCUUGAUGGAGUGAGCCAUUCCACACUUCUACCUUUGGAACUACUGCAUAGUUAAAAUUGAAUGUAGCUGGAAUAGCUAGUAUUGCAGCUGUCUACUUGUCUAUUUUCUAGUCUGAGGAGAUUCCCCAGAUAACCUGAGCAGUGAAGGGACAGCAUUUUACUUAGGUGAAAAUCUAAGCCCCAUAUCCCCAUUUUCCUGGUACAAGAUGGUUUAAGACUGAAUGUGUAAUGGCAUAUCACCUUUGUCAAAUCAAAUGAGUGACGAGAUAACUAGAAAAUGUGACAAUCACAUUUCCUCUUUUGCUCAAGUAAUUCUGUUUUUCCAAAGCUUUAGCAGCUUAAUUAAAUCUUGGGCUGGAGGAGGAGAGAAGUGUUCUCUAGCAGUUAACAUGGUAUUCUUUAAGAAGAAAAAACAAAGCCAAAGAAAUCUCAUUAUCUGGCAUGUUCCCCUUAAAGAUGGUAGUGGGGAGAAUUUGGAGUUUAAUAUCUUUUCAGAGUUAUUAUAUCCUUUAUGUUUGGGGUUGGCUUCCUUGUCUAGUAUUUCAGGUGGAAUUUUUGCUGUAUAUGUUGAGUAAGGGGUAUGUGCAUUUAACUUCCUAGCUUUCUAGAUCCAUGAUGACAUUCUCACCACAGGGUUCUUGACAAAGCAGAGUAAAAAUGUGCUGUUUACAUAGUUUACUUUCAAGUAAGGGGCCUGAAAUAACCCGUAGUUUCACAUCUAAUGCAGGACCUGAUUUCUUUGAGUUGUUGUCGGGAUCAAUUAUGAAACAAGUUUGAUGCCUCUUCUUUAUCAUGUUUUUUUUCCUUGUAGCAGUUGUAUUUAAUGUCAUUAAAAAGAAAUAAAAGUUCUUGUCAGUGGCA